GAGCAGCCAGCGGCCACCGGCUCCAGCAGCGGCUCAGAGGGGUUCGGCGCGCGCGGCGAGCACGACAUUCCACGAGCCGCGUCGGGAUAGCCGCUGGCCUCCCGCACCCCGACCUCCCUCAGCCUCCGCACCUUCGGCUUGUCCCCCCGCGGCCUCCAGUGGGACGGCGUGACCCCGCUCGGGCUCUCAGUGCUCCCGGGGCCGCGCGCCAUGGGCAGCCCCCGCUCCGCGCUGAGCUGCCUGCUGUUGCACUUGCUGGUUCUCUGCCUCCAAGCCCAGGUAAGGAGCGCUGCGCAGAAGCGGGGGCCGGGCGCGGGGAACCCAGCUGACACUCUCGGGCAGGGACACGAGGACCGACCCUUCGGCCAGCGCAGCAGGGCUGGAAAGAACUUUACAAAUCCAGCCCCAAACUACCCCGAGGAGGGAUCUAAGGAACAGAGAGACAGUGUCCUGCCUAAAGUCACACAGCGAGAAGGCCCGGGCGGGGGGCCUGCGCUGGGCAGGGAGCCCACUUCCCUGCUCCGAGCUGGCCGGGAGCCCCAGGGUGUUUCCCAACAGGUAACUGUUCAGUCCUCACCUAAUUUUACACAGCAUGUGAGGGAGCAGAGCCUGGUGACGGAUCAGCUCAGCCGCCGCCUCAUCCGGACCUACCAGCUCUACAGCCGCACCAGCGGGAAGCACGUGCAGGUCCUGGCCAACAAGCGCAUCAACGCCAUGGCAGAAGACGGAGACCCCUUCGCGAAGCUCAUUGUGGAGACCGAUACUUUUGGAAGCAGAGUCCGAGUUCGCGGCGCAGAGACAGGUCUCUACAUCUGCAUGAACAAGAAGGGGAAGCUAAUUGCCAAGAGCAACGGCAAAGGCAAGGACUGCGUAUUCACAGAGAUCGUGCUGGAGAACAACUACACGGCGCUGCAGAACGCCAAGUACGAGGGCUGGUACAUGGCCUUUACCCGCAAGGGCCGGCCCCGCAAGGGCUCCAAGACGCGCCAGCAUCAGCGCGAGGUGCACUUCAUGAAGCGCCUGCCGCGGGGCCACCACACCACCGAGCAGAGCCUGCGCUUCGAGUUCCUCAACUACCCGCCCUUCACGCGCAGCCUGCGCGGCAGCCAGAGGACUUGGGCCCCGGAGCCCCGAUAGGCGCUCGCCCAGCUCCUCCCCACCCAGCCGGCCGAGGAAUCCAGCGGGAGCUCGGCGGCACAGCAAAGGGGAGGGGCUGGGGAGCUGCCUUCUAGUUGUGCAUAUUGUUUGCUGUUGGGUUUUUUUGUUUUUUGUUUUUUGUUUUUGUUUUUUGUUUUUUAAACAAAAGAGAGGCUCUAUUUUUGUAUUCCACUGGCUGUGGUGUCUGUCUUCUUAGCUCUCAGGAAAAGCCCACUAGUGACCUAAGACUGGGUUCCUCUGGGGUUCCCUGGGGUGGAGGGCUCUCUGGUCUGUUCUCCUGAAAUCCCAGGAUUGGCAGGGUACCUGGCCAGGCCAACCAGGGCCACUCUGUACCCCCGGCAGGGGGAGAGAGAGAGAGAGAGAGAGAGAGAGAGAGAGAGAGAUAUUAGGCCUAGGUCAGUCCUUUAGGGGAGUGGGUGUCAGUGAAGGUGGCUGUGUACCAGUUACUAUUAAAUGACUGAAUUUAACUUGCAUAUUA
Messenger RNA from Mus musculus (house mouse), 1636 nucleotides. It is a transcript of the gene Fgf8, whose product is annotated as fibroblast growth factor 8. Bases 211 to 1137 code for a protein of 308 amino acids. Gene Ontology annotation, molecular function: growth factor activity; chemoattractant activity. Gene Ontology annotation, biological process: motor neuron axon guidance; central nervous system neuron development; metanephros development. The record is from RefSeq and is marked validated. The transcript is spliced from 6 exons. NCBI's taxonomy places the organism in Eukaryota, Metazoa, Chordata, Mammalia, Rodentia, Muridae. Gene Ontology annotation, cellular component: extracellular region; external side of plasma membrane.